Molecule: messenger RNA, 2138 nt
Organism: Ictalurus punctatus (channel catfish)
Lineage: Eukaryota; Metazoa; Chordata; Actinopteri; Siluriformes; Ictaluridae
Gene: cxxc1b
Product: CXXC finger protein 1b
Exons: 14
Coding region: 218-1909 (563 amino acids)
Biological process (GO): positive regulation of DNA-templated transcription
Cellular component (GO): Set1C/COMPASS complex
Molecular function (GO): DNA binding; zinc ion binding
Source: RefSeq, a predicted model, not a curated record
GCUGGUUUGCCAACCGGCGUAAAACAAGAAGAAGAAGAGGAAUAGGAAGGGGGGAAAAUGUUUAAUUCUUGUUAUUCAUACUCCCAUGCCUACGUAUAAAGAAUAGCUGAACAGGUUUUAAGAUUACAACCAAAUUAAAGCUAGAAGACGACCGUCUGUUGAAGAGUGUUUUAAUCGAAUAAGACGAACUGCGUAAAUCCGUAGCUAACUUGCGCCGAUGGAAAGUGAGAUUUCUGAUAUGGACCAAGUGCCAGCAGUGGACAACAGCAGUGUGGAAGAUGAGAAACCACCUCUGUACUGCAUCUGCCGGAAACCAGACAUCAACUGUUUCAUGAUUGGCUGUGAUAACUGUAACGAGUGGUUCCAUGGACAUUGCAUAAACAUGACUGAGAAAAUGGCAAAGGGUAUCAGAGAGUGGUAUUGCCAGCAGUGUCAGGAAAUGGAUCCCUCUCUUGAAUUAAAAUACCGGUCAAAAAAAUCAUGUGAGAGAGAGAUGGAACCAGAGAGAGUUCAGAAACGAUCCAGUGUGCCAGACUUCAAACUGGAUAAGCGCCGUGGAUCUAAAGUGAAACGUUCUGCACGCAUGUGUGGUGAGUGUGAACCCUGCAGACGUACUGAAGACUGUGCACAGUGUGACUUCUGCAAGGACAUGAAAAAAUUUGGGGGCCCAAAUAAAAUCCGGCAAAAAUGUCGACUGCGGCAGUGUGUAGUUCGUGCAAGGAAAAUGCUGCGUGUUCGAGAUGAGGAGUUUUUCUUGCAUGAGAGGACAGAAAAUAGGAUGCACAGAGACGGACAAUAUUCAGAUGAUUAUAAUGAAGAUGAGAUGGAGCUGUACUCACGAUACAAGGACCAGAAUAUGCCUUGGGGCAGUGAUGAAGAAGGUCCAGUUUACAGCCCUGCCCAGUGCAAGAAAGCUAUAAAAGUCAAGCAUGUUAAGCGUCGAGAGAAGAAACUUGACAAAAAGAAGGAGUCACGCAGGCAUAAGCAAAAACAGAAGCAUAAAGACCGUAUCAGGCACAGUGACAGAAGUGAUGGUCGUUACACCGGAGACUUGCACCAGUGCUUGGGCCCUAGCUGUGUUGAAGUGGCACGUCCUAACUCAAAAUAUUGCUCGGAAGACUGUGGCAUGAAGCUAGCAACCAACCGGAUCUACGAGAUUCUUCCACAGCGUAUCCAGCAAUGGCAGCAGAGUCCGUGCAUCGCUGAGGAGCAGGGCAGGAAGCAACUGGAACGAAUUCGUAGGGAACAGCAGGCAGCUCGCAUGCGCCUUGCUGAAAUGGAGUGCCGUUUUCAUGAGCUGGAGGGGAUCAUUGCUAAAGCCAAGCAGCAAGUGGUUCAGCAGGAUGAGGAGGUGAAUGAAACAGAAAGCGAGGACACGGAUCUCCAGAUCUUUUGUGUAUCUUGCAGUCACCCCAUUAACCCUAAGGUGGCAAUGAGACACAUGGAGAGGUGUUAUGCUAAGUACGAAAGCCAGACAUCCUUUGGUUCUAUAUUCCCAACACGAAUAGAAGGGGCAACAAGACUCUUCUGUGAUGUGUAUAAUCCUCAGAGUAAAACCUACUGCAAGAGGCUUCAGGUUUUGUGUCCAGAACAUUCCAGAGACCCCAAGGUGCCAGUGGAUGAAGUGUGUGGAUGUCCUCUAGUGCGUAAUGUAUUUGAGCCAACAGGAGAGUACUGCAGAAUGUCUAAGCGCAAAUGCAACAGACACUACUGCUGGGAGAAACUCAGACGAGCAGAAGUAGACCUAGAGCGUGUUCGAGUGUGGUACAAGUUGGAUGAGCUAUUUGAACAGGAGCGUAACGUAAGAACAGCGAUGACUAACAGGGCAGGGCUGCUGGCCCUCAUGUUGCACCAAACCAUUCAGCAUGAUCCUCUGACCACUGAUUUACGCAGCAGCAAAGACAGAUAGUGAUGCACCCUGUUAUAUUUCCUCUCUAUCCACUGUCUUGUAAUUAAUGGAGUUUAUUUUGUGGUGUUUAUUAAUAUCAUGUGGAUGGAACUGACCAUACUAAAAGCAUUUUCUACAAGUUGUAGAUCUCAUUUAUCCUUUGUGUCUGGUGCUCCAUUUAUAUUUAUUAUGCAAAGUGUAACUAUACUAUGGCAAACUCAGACCAAAAAUAAAUUGGCGCUUUGAGAAA